AUGACCAGAAAAAAAAAUGUUAAAGUGCAACCAGAGCCAGAAGAUGACGAAUUCGAAGUGGAGGACAUUUUGGACUUCAAAUACGUCAAAGGAAAGCCGAGAUAUCUUAUCAAAUGGAAAGGAUACCCUCCAGAAGACAACACAUGGGAACCAGAGGAAAAUAUGACAAAUAUCUCGGAUUUCACAAAGAAGAUGAUAUCACUGAAGAAGGCAUAUGAAUCGUUGAAACUAUCAAAGUCGAGAAGUACAGAAGGAUCACAAGGAAACAAGAGGCAGAAAACACAGGAAACGAAGGAAUAUCACACGAAAGGAGGAAAAAAUAAGGAAAUGCAAACACAAUUAAACGCGUCGGAAAGAGAGUCGAACGAAGGUGGAAUGACAAACGGAAUGUUAUCGACCGAAAAGCAAACAAAAGAACAAAAACUAAGAGAAGAAGGAGAGGAGUCAGAAGGAGAUAAAACGCAGAUAAAAAACGGAGUUAAUAGAGAAAGGAGGAAGAAGGUGAAGACGCCAGAAGACCCUGACCUGAAGGAGCUGAGAGUAGCAGAUUUUGUCCUCAGCGACCUGAAGCUAGGAGAUCUGGAAAGAGGAGAGGAGCUGCUGGAAACAUUCACAGAAGAAGCAGUGGAAGUGGAGGACCUGCUGGACUAUAAACCGAAGUUUAAAAAGGACUACUUCUUAGUAAGGUGGAAAGGAGACUGGGAAGAUUCCUGGGAACCAAGAAAAAAUCUACUCAUAGUAGGAGAACUGAUGAAUAAAAUGAUAGACCUGAAGAUGAGCUAUAUGAGAAUAUACGGACACACAGAAAUGGAAGACGAAGAAUUUGUAACAAUCCAGUCAAUAAGAAUAAGCGGAAGCGCAACACUGUCAGCAGUAGUAGUGGAAAUGACAAAGGAGAGCGAAAAGAGAACAGUGUUACCACUGCAAGAAGUAAGGCAGAGAUGGCCACAACAACUGUUGGAUUUCCUGCUGUCCAAACUCAGACUUAAAACAUGA
Messenger RNA from Theileria orientalis strain Shintoku, 996 nucleotides. RefSeq lists its product as uncharacterized. Gene Ontology annotation, molecular function: chromatin binding. Gene Ontology annotation, cellular component: pericentric heterochromatin. The record is from RefSeq and is a predicted model, not a curated record. Bases 1 to 996 code for a protein of 331 amino acids. Gene Ontology annotation, biological process: negative regulation of transcription by RNA polymerase II; chromatin organization. NCBI's taxonomy places the organism in Eukaryota, Apicomplexa, Aconoidasida, Piroplasmida, Theileriidae. The transcript is spliced from 7 exons.